AUGGCCACCCCUAUAUCAGUAGCCAACUUGCCACCCAGUUACAUGGCCAGUUCAUGUAACGGGCUGGCGAGCCUGCACAACGCGCUGGUGGCGCUGGGGGCGAAGGACGGGCUGCACGUGGCGGUGGCGUGCCGCAACACGUGCCCUGCGCUGCUUCGGCCGCUGAGGCGCCUGUCUCUGACGCGGCUACUGCAGCUGGCGGCGGCAGCUCGCGCCGAGACGGCGACGCGCGCGCUCGUGUCGGCGCUGCUGCACGGCUUCCACGGCGUGCGCUGCCCCGAGCGCGGCCCGCUCGACGCCGCCGCGCCCUCGCCCGACCGCACCGCCGACGACUCCUCCUCCGUCGAGGUUUAC
This is a messenger RNA of Gryllus bimaculatus (two-spotted cricket), 354 nucleotides long. The record is from the annotation of a GenBank genome assembly. Lineage: Eukaryota; Metazoa; Arthropoda; Insecta; Orthoptera; Gryllidae.